AAUCAAUAGCUACACCAGAAACCUACUCCUGCAUAUAGCAAUGGAACCCAGAAAAAGUUUCAUUGUCAUUCUUAUUCUUCAAGUUUUUUUCACAUUCAAUUCACCUGUUAAAUCAGCCCCAGCAAACUCAAAUCUCUUCAGAGAAUACAUAGGAGCUGAAUUCAACAACAUCCGAUUCACAGAUGUACCGAUAAACCCUAAUUGCAAAUUUCAUUUCAUCCUCUCCUUCGCCAUAGACUAUGACACCUCGAGCUCACCAUCUCCAACAAAUGGCAAAUUCAACAUCUUCUGGGACUCGGACAACCUCAGCCCAUCUCAGGUUUCGUCAAUCAAAAGCCAAAACUCGAAUGUCAAAGUGGCCUUGAGCCUCGGAGGAGAUAGCGUGGCUGGUGGCUCCGCCUACUUCAGCCCUUCCUCCACCGAUUCAUGGGUGUCAAAUGCAGUUUCUUCACUGACAAGAAUCAUUAAUAACUACAACCUUGAUGGAAUUGAUAUUGAUUACGAACACUUCGAUGCAGAUCCUGAAACUUUUGCAGACUGCAUAGGACAACUCAUAUCAACCCUAAAGAGCAAUGGAGUGAUCCAAUUUGCCUCAAUUGCUCCAUUUGAUGAUGACCAAGUACAAAGUCAUUACUUGGCCUUGUGGAAAAAAUACAGUCACCUUAUUGACUAUGUAAAUUUCCAGUUUUACGCUUAUGAUAAGAGCACGACGGUGGAUCAAUUUAUGGAUUACUUCACAACUCAGAGCUCGAAUUAUCAUGGAGGUAAAGUUUUGGUGAGCUUUAUUAGCGAUGGCAGCGGAGGAUUGUCGCCGGAAAAUGGUUUUUUCACUGCCUGCAAUAGGCUCAAGAGUAGAAAAGAACUCCAUGGCAUCUUUGUUUGGUCUGCAGAUGAUUCAAUGUCAAAGGGUUUUUCUUAUGAGAAGAAAUCCCAAGCCCUACUUGCAAUCUUCCAUUAGUCUUAUUUACCCAGUAUAGAUCGUUGCAUAUAUACUAUAAUCAGAGGCUUGUCCUAUUGCAUAUAUAUAUAUAUGUGUGUAUAUAUACAUAGACAGACACACCCACAUAGCACUAUGUAUGUCCAUUGUGUAUUGAU
Molecule: messenger RNA, 1095 nt
Organism: Carica papaya (papaya)
Lineage: Eukaryota; Viridiplantae; Streptophyta; Magnoliopsida; Brassicales; Caricaceae
Source: RefSeq, a predicted model, not a curated record